CAUCUUGUUUAUUACUUAUAAUUUACUGAAUUUAAUAAGUGUAAGAACAACAACAACUUAAGUCUCUCCAAACUAAACGAACUAGUGGCAAAAUUUUGCAAGAUGGCCGAAACGGAGCUUGACGUUGAUAAUUUAAUUUCUCGCUUAUUAGAAGUACGAGGAUGUCGACCAGGGAAGAGCGUACAGAUGACAGAAGCAGAAGUUCGGGGACUUUGCCUCAAGUCACGGGAAAUUUUUUUACAGCAGCCCAUCCUCCUUGAACUAGAAGCUCCUCUAAAAAUCUGUGGUGAUAUUCACGGCCAGUACACAGACCUUCUGCGGCUGUUUGAGUAUGGCAGCUUUCCCCCAGAAUCCAACUACCUAUUCCUUGGUGAUUAUGUAGAUCGUGGCAAGCAGUCAUUAGAAACCAUAUGCCUAUUACUGGCAUACAAGAUUAAGUAUCCGGAAAAUUUCUUCCUCUUACGGGGCAACCAUGAGUGUGCAUCAAUCAACAGAAUCUACGGUUUCUUUGAUGAAUGUCGGCGGAGGUAUGGCACCAAGCUUUGGAAGACAUUCACAGACUGCUUCAAUUGUCUUCCCAUUGCUGCUAUUAUUGAUGAAAAGAUAUUCUGCUGCCAUGGAGGUUUGAGCCCUGAUCUACAGAGCAUGGAACAGAUCCGCCGCAUCAUGAGGCCCACUGAUGUACCUGACACAGGCCUACUGUGUGACUUACUUUGGUCAGAUCCCGAUAAGGACGUACAAGGCUGGGGCGAGAACGAUCGUGGCGUCUCCUUCACAUUUGGAGCCGAUGUUGUCAGUAAAUUCUUGAACCGCCACGACUUGGAUCUAAUAUGCAGAGCGCAUCAAGUUGUUGAAGAUGGAUACGAAUUCUUUGCUAAGAGGCAGUUAGUUACUUUGUUCUCUGCCCCCAAUUACUGUGGAGAGUUUGAUAAUGCUGGAGGGAUGAUGUCUGUGGAUGAAACGUUGCUCUGCUCCUUUCAGAUUUUAAAACCAUCAGAGAAAAAAGCCAAAUACCAGUACAGUGGACUCGCCCAGAACCGUCCCAACCCACCUAACCGGCAACAGCGACCACAGCAGAAAAAAUAAAGCUCACAGUAUGAAAAUUGAAAAAGCAGGUGAGCCCGGGUGGUUUUUGUAAUACCAGCAUUGAAAGUUGUUGCCACUUACAAUUGGUCAAGUUGCUAAUUCUGCUCUUUAAUUGAAGGUCGUCUUCAAGGAGAGAGCCGUUCCUUCACAGUCGAGAGAUAACUCAAAAUACUAGACUAUCGAAGCAGAAUAUUUUCCUCCAUAGUAUUAUAAGUUGCAAAUAAUCAGCAUUGUAAAAUUUGCAAUGCUGGUAAUUUGCACAAGUGUAUAAAAUGAUUUAACGUUGCAUUUAUGUAAUGUAAUUUUAGGUAAUGAAUGUCUUUUGUGUUGCAACUGUCUUGAUUUAAUAUUUGUUUGUUUUUCAUCCAAUUUCACUUUCUAAUUCAAGUCUCUCCUUAUUGGAAAUUACCCUUUUUCAUAAAUUCUGAAAUAAUAACGAUUCCUUAACGUACCAUUAAGCAACCUUCAUGUCCUGUCUAUAUGUACAUUAUUUUUUCCAAAGUAUGAAAUUAUAUUUUUAAGGCUAGUCCAGAGAAGUCAUUUUGUGGAUGGCUCAUUACAUAUGUGCAAAGUUAGGCAUUCAUAUUGUGAACUAGGAUGGGGCUCAUAGCCAUUCAGGGCAGGUAUGGCUCUUAAACCCAUAUUUAGGAGUGGUACAUCAGUCAAGAAACAGACCGUACAUGAUGCUUCUAUCAAUUCCACUGUUACUAUAAUCUAGUUUUACAAUGUAAUAUUAUGGGAUAUGCUAUACAGGGGUAUUUUAAGUAGCAUCAUUAUGUUAUUAGGGUUCUGUUUUUGGUAUAUGUCCUGAGCAUGGGUUUGUAGAUCCCCCAAAAAACACUUCUUGGGUUUAAAUUAUGAAAUCUGAUGUUAACAAUACAGGUGAUUCAUUAUAUAGUUUAAUUCUUUAUUUACGGACAUUCAUUAAAUGACUAUGUUUGGGUAGUUCUUGUCACUGUGUUUUAUGAAUUAUUUCAGUCAUAUAAAACAAUAAUGUGGUUGAGAUAGGGAAUUGGUCAUCAUAUUUUCAAUGUGGCAGCUAAUAUUCGGCCACAGUACCUGUGUUUGCAAAUCAUGCUUGUAUUUAAGGAGCUACAAAUUUGUCCUCUUGUAUUUAAGGGGACCUCCUGCAGCAUACAAUAUGGGCCCUGAAGAAAAUAGUCUUGUCUUCCCCUGUACCAUUUUCCUGAUAUGUAUGUAGAUAUAGAUUCAGCAGAUUGAGUUGUAGCCUUGUUCCAGCAGAGGUCAAAGGCCAUACCAUUAUAUACAAAUUGGUGAAUAACUGUAAAUUGCAGACUAAGAGUAAGCUGGAAAUUCUUGCACCACCAUUGCACAGGUGAUUAUUUCUGAUGACAGUGGUUGUAUAAGAUAAUAGAGGAAGGUGCUGAGAUUUUAUCCAAACUGGAAAACUUCUCUGUUUUGUUUUCCAGGACUGAGUUUUGUCAGCACCAGCCAAAGAAAUGUAUUUAAUUUACUGUGGUAUACUUGUUUGUGGUAUAAUGGUGUGCGUGUUUUUAACCCUGUGCUAAACUUUCUCAGAUGCAACCAAUCUGAAGGGAGUAUUCCUUGUCUGACAAACUUAAUAUGGUACUUAGUACAGACUUGGAUUCACAUUAUUCCCAAUGCCAAUGAUGUUACUACAUUUUCAGAAAACUAUUAUUUACUUGCAUGUGGUGCAAGGAAAAUGUUCCUCUACAUGUGACAAUACAUUUAUCUUCUGUGUAGACAACUGUAGUGGGUGAAGGCAGGAACAAAUAUUUUAUUGUGAAAAAUCAAAAAGUAUUUAUUGCACAAAAACAUGUAAUCAGAAAACAAUUCCACCCCAGAAAAGUUAUUAUUACACUAUUGAAAUGUGCCUCAUGUAGUUAUCAGAUUGAAUAUGUCUUUCAGUAAAAUAACAAGUAGUUCAAGUCUAUUAAUAUACGUAUAUAGAUAUAUAUUCUAGUUCAUGCUAAUCAGUACUGGAAUUCAGUGUUAAAAGAGGAGUACUUUUUUUUUUUUAAUCAGUGUUUCAGUUUCUGUGGUCUUUUGUUCACAGUAAUAAUGGGAGUGUCCUCUCAAUUGGCAUUUUGUUUCAAGAUACCAUAAAAAGUAUUUUGGGGACCUAUUCCUCAUCAAGACAAAUUUACAGUUGUCCAGUAUUAAGAACAGUUAUAUGAGAGUUGAGGGUGAUCAUCUAUCCAUCCCCUUUAGCAAGUUCAACUCUUACAGACCUUAAGGAAUAUAGCAUAUUUUAAAAGAAAUGAAGAGUUGUCUUCGUCUAUAACUCCACUUGACAGCUUCAUAUGUAUAUAUAUAUAUAUUUUUUUUUUUUCCUGUCAUCUGGCAUAUGGGCUACAAGAAGGGACAGUAAUUUGGUUCCCAGUUAUGAAAUCCUCGAUGAUAUAGCUGUCUGAAUUUUGAUCCUAUAGCUAUCUGAUCCUUGAUGCUAUAGCUGUCUUAUAUUUGAUACUAUGGCUGUUUGAUCCUUGAUACUAUAGCUGUCUGAUCCUUGAUACUAUAGCUGUCUGAUCCUUGAUACUAUAGCUGUCUAUGCACAAUGCAACACCAGAUAGCAUUCUUAUUCUGGGUGUUUGUUAAAUUUCAAUCAAGUUUUGUACCUUCGAAAUUUACUCAGGAGUGCACAUCAUCACACCUCAUGGUAUUAAGAUCAGUUUUCAUGGAAGCAACUGUGAAGUCUCAUCAGUAUGUACAUGGGACCAGUGUUAGGGAACCAUUCCUUACAUCAUGCUACAAGUACACUGUUGCUUUUUGGUAGCUUCCUCUCAAGAUUAAAAAAAUAUGAAUGGUACCAGUUUAUAUACAAUAUCAGUAUGCCAAUUGGUUCUUGAAAAUGCGUGAAAGGGUAUAAAAAGAUACUAUACUCUUAAUUUGUAGUAACAAUAUAAAAAGUAGGACAUAAUGUUCUGGAAACCCAAUUAAAGGACUGAAUCUGUGUCCCAAGAAGUUGACGGUCAAAAUUUGAUAGAAUCCCAGCCACAUAUAAUGUUUCCUAUUUACUGUAAGACAAGUUCAAACCUUACUAGAUUACUCUUAUAAAUGUAGAAAAUGGCCAGGCUGUACAGCUUGUUUAAAUUCUUAAAUACAGAGAAAUAGCUUAUAAUUGACAGGUGCAUCUUCAGACUAUCUCUCAGGUACUGCUGUCAGUAUGGUGUUCAGAACCAACCAGGCCUCAGAUUACAUUACAAGUUGAUUACAUGUCCAUGAUUCAUCAACAGGCAUUUAAUCCAAGUUAUACAAUAUUUCCCCCAAGGUCUUUUGUACAUUAUUAUAAUUCCAAGUCAUUGAGAUAUACCACAUUAAAAGCUUAGCAGUCAAACAAUGAUGCUUUGUUCUAUGCAUUAGGUAUAAGAUGAAAUCCUUGUAGUUAAAUUUGAUAUCACUAUAUGUUGCCUUAAUGUGUUAGUGUAUAUAGUGUGUGUAUAUUACCCCAUGUACAGAAAACUAAUUUUUCUAGGAGUGCGACUGGACAGGGUGGUGGAUGAGCUUGUAAAUGUCACUUGUUUAAAUAGUCAUUAUACUAUGAUACAAACUCUUAUUUAACAUUUGUUUUCUUCUUAUAAGUUUUUCAAUAUAUUAUUUUUAUUUUAUUUUGCAAAGAGAAAUACUUUGGUUCAUUUUUUUACAAGCUCAACCUUGAUUUGGAGAAUGUCCAUCAAUAAGCUUGGGCAAAAAGUAGAGUUUGAUAAAAUAUAUGAAUAGUCAGGUUAUUAGAAAUCUUUAUAGGUCAUAUUUUUCAUUAUGUAUGAGAAAAGUCAAGAAAUAGAUUUUCACAAAGAAUGUGUAUAAUAUCCUUGUAAGAUGCAAGUUUUUUCUUCACUGUGAAUAAACAGAUAUGAGUAAUAUUAAAAAACAAGAUAAAUAUUUUGAAUUGCAUAUACAUAUAAUUAUGGCCACAUUCAAGCUACAGUACACCGGAUAGUUUUUAUUUAAGGGAAAAUAAUAUAUAAAAUAUCUUGCAACAAUUAAAUUCUAAACAAAACUGUGAGGAGCUGAGAAAGUUUUAUACUGUCUAUAUACUGUACUGUAUAUCCUGUAUAUUAUAGUUUUUCUCCAACUCCUCAGUCUUGUUCAUGAUUUUACAGCUUCAAAAUAUUUUAUACGGUACUAUCACACUGAGCAAGAAUGUUAAGGUACAGCUUCUAGGUGAUUGAAGACUGAAAAAAAUUAGUGCCUCUAGUUUUAUUAUUAUUAUUGAUGAAAGAUGAUGUUUGUUGAUGGUUUAUAUAUGAAGAUGUACACUUAUAGACAAAAAGAACUUGGCAGGGAGGGAAGUGGCCUACGGGAGGGUAGAGGUUUAGGUGGAGACUUGGCAUCGUAACAUUGGAAUGGCAGUGAAAAGUCUCCUCAAACAAAAAAAAUACAGCAUUUUUGUGGGGUUUUAGUGUAUUAAGUUAUUUACACUUCCAAGUCUCCAUCUACCCCUAUCCUCUCAUACACCACCUUCAUCCUUCCCUGGCAAAUUAUUUUUUGUCCAUAACUAUAUCUCACAUGUUAAUCUGUAAAUAUCAUGAGUGGAUACUUGAGGAAUUUGUCAUAGUUCAAGUUUGUGUACAAUGGGAACAAAGUAUAUCUAAAGUGUACAAGGUAAAAGAGUGUAGAGAAUGUGUCCUGCCUCGCAAAGCAAGAAGAGUUCAACCAAGAUUUUAUAAAAGUGAUUUAGUGAUUUUAAUGAGAAAGAGAGAAUGAGAAUAUUUCCAGUGUCAUUGAUGGGUCUAAAGGAUAUACAGUACUGUAGAAUGUUAGUAAAGGAUGAAAAAUA
Homarus americanus (American lobster) is the source of this 5848-nucleotide messenger RNA. Its product is annotated as serine/threonine-protein phosphatase PP1-beta catalytic subunit. The record is from RefSeq and is a predicted model, not a curated record. Bases 103 to 1086 code for a protein of 327 amino acids. Gene Ontology annotation, molecular function: protein serine/threonine phosphatase activity. The transcript is spliced from 7 exons. Gene Ontology annotation, cellular component: cytoplasm; nucleus. NCBI's taxonomy places the organism in Eukaryota, Metazoa, Arthropoda, Malacostraca, Decapoda, Nephropidae.